AUACAUGUUAAUCAUAACCAAGGCCAUUUAAAUUUAAUAAUGAUCAUCCGAAGGACAUUGAAGCAGAAGAGCCCGUGCCACGAGUGCCCUCAGGCCGUGCUGGUUCGGAGGGGAGAGGAUUGUGAAGCGUGAUUUGCAUCAAACACUUUGCUCGGAUCCUGAUACCAGCACUUGCAGUUUUUAUUAUUGUUGUCACUGGUGGAGGUACUAUUCCCAGAAUCGUGUCUCAGAGGCAAUGAGGAAUGAAGCCAGCAGACCAGAGUAUGGAGUAACCAGCGAAGCUUUUAUGGACUGUAAAGAAGGAAACGUCGGGGCUGCAGGGUCUAGGGUUUAUAAGCGCAGAAACAGAGAAAUUUACGUGAUUGGCAGGGGCCUGUUGCUAGGACUGAGCUGGGUUCAAGAUUCUCUGUCUCCGUGUCCACUUAGUGAGUGUGGUCUAGUGUGUUUCUCACGGGUUCAAAAGGAAAAACUCCCUUAUUUUCAGGCUGAUUUUUCCAGGUGGCUAGCGGUUUCUUGUUUAUUGGAAGCCUAGGUCCCUCCUGACUGGAACUUACCCGGGCCUUGAGCUCUGUCUGUCUGUGUCCCACUAACACCUGCCUCAUUAUUAUUACCUCUCCAAAGCCCUAGGAUGUGGGAGUAGUUUCCUAGAGGAGGACACUGAGGCAGGGAGGGGGUAGGGGCGCAGAUGCAGGCUGGGACAGCCUCAGCUAUUAGUGACCAUGGGAGCGCUGGCCGCUGGCUGGGGAAGCUCUCUUGCCUUUGGCUGCUGUGGUCACUUAGUCGCACAAGCCCCAGAUGCAAUAGGGCUGGUGGCCUCCACUUCGCACCCGUGUGGCCCGCCUCCUGUCCUCCAGAGCCCUCCCCAGCUGGCCGCUGGCUCCCCGGUGGACCCUGUCCGAGGUGCUGGGUGGCCGGGGCUGGGGAGGACCCGUGCGUGGAGACCACCAAGGCCUACGCGGUCCGCGGCCGGGGGACCUGGGUGCAGACGCAGGCCGGGCCGAAAUCGGGCGCUUCCUCCGAGUCCCGCCCCACGCUCGCAGGUGCAGAAGAGGGUUCCCCCUCGGGCCGAGGCCGGAUGUAAGGUCCACUGGGGGCGCCAGCAUCGGGGGAAUUCCGGCCACACCCACGCAAGCCCCGGGCAGGAGGGGCGGGCACCCGGACCCGCGAGAAAAACCACGCGGGCCGGCUGCGCCGCGGGUGCUGCGGAUCUGCAGGGACAGUCUGGCCUUGGGAAGCUCCCUCCCUGGAGGUAUGAAGUGUCCUUCGUGCCAGCAUGUCUCCAAAGACAAAGCCCCCAAGUUCUGUAGCGAGUGUGGACAGAAGAUGUUUCCUGCAGCUCGCGCUCCAGAUCCCGAGAACCACAGCCCCGAGGUGCCACGGCCCCCUGAGGGGGAGAUGGAGAGCGGGCAGGAGCUGAAGGAGGAAGGUGCACCUUUCUCAGGCUCUAGUGAUCUGGGCUCCAGUGACCUUCAGGAAACUGCGGACGACCUGAGUUCUGGUGCCUCCUGGACCUUCCAACGAAGCAAAAAGAAGAAAAAGAGGAAGAAAAACAAUCAGGACACUUCCACUUCCGGAGAGCUGGAUUCCCUGUCCUUGCCCCCCUCCAGCCCCAGGAGUCUGAAAUCGCUUACAAACCCCGGGUCCCAGAGUGCAGCUCCACCCCAGAGCCAAGCUCAGCAGGAGGGUCUGGCCAGGGUGGCCCCACGCGUGGUCACGACGCCGCUGGGCCGCCCGGCACCCCAGGAGCCGACUCUGGGAGGCGUCCUCCCGGAAGGGAGGGACCGUGGCACCCCCCAACCGGUCAAGGGCAGAGGCCUCCCCCAGAAGGAGGCUGGCCCAAACUCUUCUGCCGGUAAAGGCCGUCCUGGGAAGGAAGACACUGCCUGGGAGCUCCUGCUGCCUGAGUCAAAGGGGGAGGGCUCUGAGCCCGGGAAAGAGGGCCCAGCCAGGGCCCCCGCCUCCAGGGCAACUGAUGCUACAGUCAAGCUGACUGAUCUGGUGAACAAGGCUGGAAAAGAAGUUAAAACCAAGACUCAGAAAACAAAGCCUUCACCAACAAGUGUCCCUGCUUCCCAAGAGCACCUCAAGGAAACUGAAGCAGCCAGGACAGCCAUGAGGAGGGAGGAAGCAGGUGCGGAUGAGAAAGCGAACCAGGAGGAUGCAAAGAAGACAGGAGGGAGUAAGAGAACCCAAACAGCCACCUCCGUGAAAGACAAAGACGGGAAGGAUCAAAGAAGCCAGAGAGCCAGUGCAUGGAAAGUUGAGAGCCCCCUGAAUCCCGAGGAAGGAAUCACAGUGUUUUUCCACGCAAUCAUUUCCAAACAUUUCGAGUUCAACCCCAGCUCCCACCAAGUGUUUGUCAGGGGAGGUGAAGAAUUUGGGAAGCCCGAGUGGGACCUCAAUGUCUGUGAGAUGUACUGCACCAAAAAUUUAUGUGAGAACGGGUCCCUCGUUGAAGGCAGCACCAUCAUUGCCAAGCAGCACUUGGACAAACCCAUCCCGUACAAAUACAUCAUCAUGCGCAACAAGGACACCGUUGAGUAUGAGUUCAUCUACGAGUAUCAGCACAACGAGAGUGAACCCGUCAACCGCUGUCUGCUUGUGAGGUCUUCCCUGCUGUGCUCAGGAGACUGGCACCAGUAUGAUGACAUCAUUUGUAUGAGGCCUCCUGGGAAAUUUCAGAGAUUUGUGGACUAUUUCACGGAUGGCACCAAGAGAGACGUGGUGCGGGGGAAGAAGAUGGCGGCCGCCGUCAUGCUGGACGGCAUCUUCAGCGUGCUGCAGACCUGGAGCCUCGUCAAUCUGAAGAGCUUCUUCGCGCAGUUCGAGCAGUUCUACGCUGUGGUGCGCGUGCCCAUGAUCUACGAAGGCCGUGCGCGGCCGUGGAGCUCUCUGCAGUACAAGGAAGAGGAGGUGAAGAGAAACCUGUGGGAGUAUUUGAAGAAGCAAAUGGCCCCAUUUCUGGACAGACAUAGCGACCGUCUGCCUGAGGACUGCCCAGUGAGAAGUGCAUUGAGAAUGGGCCUCAUCGUCCUUUUCUUAGCAGAAAAGCUCAACUACCCCUUAUCCGAACACGAGCUGGCCCGGCUGUGUGGCCUCCUCUGCUCGAAUGCCGAGUCACCAGAUGCCUUUCACGCUGAACUGAGCCACAUCCUUGAAACAGGUCAAAGCUGGCGAAGGUACCUGGUGGACCUGUGCCGGAUGUGCGUGGACAGGAUGAAGGAGUGCUGGGUGCCCGUCCUGCCUUUGCUGCACCACUGCAUGGAGCUGGCCCCCCAGAGGAAGGACUUGGUGCUGCAGCCUGAGGACACCUGGGCAGCCCUCGAAGGAAUCCCGUUCUCAGAGUACCGGGAGAAAAUACCAGAUGGGCGGCAGUUGCUUCAGCUUAUGGAAAGAAAGAGGCACCUGCUGCAUGUGGACAAGUACCUGUUCCGGUCCUGGCUCAGCGUGCUCCCGCUGAGGAGCCUGGUGCCCUACGUGAAGCAGUUCAGCGACUACCUGAGCUGCCGCCCUGCCUGCGUCCUGGACUGUCUGCUGGGCACCUGCUACCGGUUUCAAGGCCUUGAGGAAGUGUCCUACAGAAAUGCGGAGGCUAUUGAGAAUGUGUUAAAGAUGCUGUUGAAACUGCUGGAUGCUCAUCAGGACAGGAUUCUUGAGGAGCCCUUGACAGUCCUACAGUCCUACCUGACUGUGUGUCUGAAACUUCACGAAUCUACCUGCAAAAUCACAAAAGAGCAGAAGUAUUAUGAGAUGCCUGCCUUAUCUGCUGAGAUGGUUUGCAGAAUUAUUAAACUUAAACCUCUAGUGGCCUCUCCCGAAGGGCAGGGAAAUGAAAUGGGAAAGAAGAAUUCAGUAAAAGCAGUCUUCCAAGAUACCCUCACCACUACUAGGACUUGGCUCAAGAGGAUCUUUAGGAGGGGCAUGUUCCAGAACACAUAUGAGCGUCCUGUCUCAUUCGUUUAUCAUGAUGAGAUCGAGGUCUGGAGGCGGCUGGUGGAGAUGCCCUUCCCCCUGGAGCGCUGGAGGGAGUCCUUGCUGGGGGACAUGGAGGGGAGAAUCAAACAGGGGACACCUCUCGCCCAGAUCUCUGUCUUCUGCAGCACCCAGUGGGUCUCCGUAGGCCCAGAAGACAGGGUGUCAAAAUGCUUUCAGAAGUGUGUCAUCGAAGCUGUGAGCUCCGCCUGCCAGUCUAAUACCAGUAUCCUUGAGAGAAUCUCCUCCUGUGACUUGUGGAAACUGGGGACCCUUGUGUCUGCUGUGAUCACGAAGUCCUGGCCGAGAAUCAAUGGGGAAGUUGUGGUCACCCUGGAUGAGGUCCUAAAACACCUGCUUUUUUGGCCAGACACCAAGCAUGUCUUGAAAUUGUUUGGAACCAACAAGACGGUCUUAGCGAACAUUACGGAGAACGGCAAGAAGCUGAUGGCGGUUGUGGACAAUGUGCUUGCAAAAGUCACCGGGGACCUGUUGAGUGGAACGAUUUUAGUCGGACAGCUGGAGCUGAUCCUGAAGCACAUGAAUCACUUUCUUGACAUCUGGCAAUUGCAGAGAGAAAGUAUUUCACUCCAGGAGAAAAAACAUGAUAUGAAGAAGGUGCUGGAUUGGAGAAGGAAUGAACUAAUAUUCCUAAUGAGAGAGAAAAGAUGCGUUGACAGCCUCCUGAAGAUGUGUGGGAAGGUGAAGCACCUGAUAAAAGUGGACUUGGGAGAGAUUGCGGCGAGACACUCGGAAGACCUCAGCAGCAAAAGACUAAGUGAGGCCACGACGGUGAGGUCGUCGCUCGCCUCCUCAGACCAGAGGCCCACCACGCAUUACAGCCUGAGCCCCCAGGUCGAGGAGAUGGCCCGCCAGCUCAGCAUGCUCAUGGACAGCCAUGUCUUCCAGAUCUUCUGGGCAGAAGCCGCCAGGGCGCUGAGCGCAUCCCAGGAGGAGGAGGAGGAGGCGCAGCCAGCCCUCCAGCCCGGAGACGUGUAUCGGCAGUUGUACCGCCCUUGCUUCGAGAGGUUCACGGGUCUGUACCAGGAUCUGAAGUCAGGAGAGAUCACCUUUGGGGAAGUCGAUGCCACCUUCAAAGACUUUGUGGACAGAUACAGCCACCUUAGCUACAACCUGCAGAUCAUGUGCGCCCUGGAUCCCAGUGACCCCAGGGACUGGAUCACGGAGCGGGUGGAGCAGAUCAAGGAAUACCACCACCUGCACCAGGCGGUCAGCUCGGCCCAGGUCGUCAUGGAAGCCAAGGAGAAUCUGGGUCUGACGGGUGACUUCAGUGUUCUCCACACUUUAUUAAGCUUUACAGAUGACUUUGAAGACUUUCGCCACCAAAAGCUGGACCGGAUCAGCAAGCAGCUCAUCUCUGCCAAGAAGCUGCUGCAGGGCAUCGACGAGGCCCGGCGCCGGUGCCUGCGGGAGCUGUCCCUCAGGACGGAGUUCAUCGGCUGGGUCCGGGAGGCGCUCGGAGGCAUCACUGAGCUGAAGGUGUUCGUGGACCUGGCCUCCAUCUCAGCCGGGGAGAACGACAUCGACGUGGACCGGGUGGCCUGCUUCCACGAUGCCGUGCAGGGCUACUCCCCUCUGCUCUAUAAGCUGGACACGAGCGCAGGUUUCGAUGAGCUCAUGACGCAUCUGAAAGAACUGUGGAAGGCUCUGGAAAAUGACCAGCACCUGCCCAGUAAACUCCGUGACUCUGCCAGGAACUUGGAGUGGCUGAAAACAGUGAAGGAGAGUCACGGGUCUGUGGAGCUGUCAUCCCUGUCCCUGGCCACAGCGAUCAACAAUAAAGGCGUCUACGUGAUCGAAGCACCCGCAGACGGCCAGAAGAUUUCCCCAGACACGGUUCUGCAUUUAACCCUUCCCGAGAGCCACGGGGACCAGGAGGAGGUGCGAGACUAUUCUUUAGAAGAGCUGAAGGAACUUUUGAACAAACUGAUGCUGAUGUCAGGCAGGAAGGAUCACAACAGCACUGAAGUGGAAGUAUUCUCCGAGGUGUUCUGCAGCGUGCAGAGGCUCGUCCAGGCCUUUAUAGACCUCCACUCUGCUGGGAACAUGCUGUUCAGAGCCUGGAAGGCCAGGGUGUCCUGCGCUCCCCAGGACGGCGUCUCCAUUCGGAUGGACUUCUGCUUGGAGCUGGUGGGCCAGCUCAUGGGGAGUGGGCCGGUUGCCCGGCUGCUGGAAGCCCUCUGCUUGCAGAUGGAGAAAUUCUUGGAGGAGUGGAAGGAAUUUGUGGCUGAGAAACGGGCUGCCCACUUCUACCUCAACUACUACACCGCCGAGCAGCUGGUGUAUCUGAGCACGGAGCUCAAGAAGCAGGCCCCCAGCGCCGCCGCCCUCACCAUGCUGUCCUUCAUCAGGGGCAACUGCAGCCCGGGGGACGUGGCCCAGGCCUGCAGCGGACCCGCCAGCGAGGCCACCCGCCAGCGCGAGAGGACGGUGGUGGAGGAGCUGCCGCUACUGCUCUUCUCCGCAGGCAGCCUGGGGGACAAGCUGCAGGUCCUCACACAGCAGUCGCUGGCCUGCAUGAGCGCCUUCCUGCCCCACUGCCUGGACCUGGAGGCCUUGGGCUGCGGUCUGGCCCAGCUGGCGAGCAUGGGGGGGCCUCCCGUGCAGCGGCAGCUCCCGAAAGGCCUGCAGGCCGGCCAGCCAAACCUCAUUGUCUGUGGCCACUCUGAGGUGCUGCCGGCCGCCCUGGCCAUCUACAUGCACACCCCCGACCAGCCCCUGCCCACCUACGAUGAGGUGCUGCUCUGCACCCCAGGAACCACGUUUGAGGAGGUGGCGCUCCUCCUGCACCGCUGCCUGGUGCCAGGCUCCCUGGGGUGCAGGGUCUACAGCCUGCUGUUCGCAGACCUGCUGAGCUACGAGGUGGCCUGCCAGGCCGAGGCGCUCUUCCUGCGUCUGUGCACGAAGUGCCACCGGGAGGACUACCAGCUCCUGAUGGUCUGUGACAGCGAGCGGGAGCAUAGCUACCUCCCCUCGGCCUUCAGCCGCCACAAAGUCCUUGUGGUCCCCCAGGCGCCCCUCGAGGCCUUCCAGGCCUACCUGGCCCGUCACUACCAGGUCCCAGAGCAGACCCUGUCGGCCGCCGCUGUGUGUCGGGACCGGAUGUGCGUUGGGAUCGUGGCCUCCGAGAGAGCGGGUGUCGGAAAGUCUCUCUAUGUGAAGAGAUUGCAUGACGAACUGGAAAGAAAGUUUGGUGAGGAGAAAGAGUCUCUGAAAAUUAUUCGAUUGAUUGACCCUCAGGUGGAUGAAAACCAAGUCCUGGGCUCCCUCCUGCCGUUCCUGGGUGCCCAGUAUCAGAGCAGACCCAUGAUAUUCCACUUCGACGUGACCUCUUCAGUGCAGACUGGAGUUUGGGCAUUUCUUUUCAAGCUCCUUAUUCUGCAGUAUUUAAUGGAUGUAAAUGGGAAAAUGUGGCUUCGGAACCCAUGCCAUUUAUAUAUCAUUGAGAUCCUAGAAGGGAGCUCAGCGCUGCCAAAGAGAUCUUCAAAACUGAGCACACGUGCCCCCCAGUUCAGUUUUCUCGACAUCUUCCCCAAAGUCACCUGCCGGCCUCCCAAAGAAGUGAUAGACAUGGAGCUGAAUCCUGGGAAGAGCUGCAGAGACCCAGGGAUGGACCAGAGAGAGUUCUGCAGCGAAACCUUCCAAAGACCUUACCAGUAUUUAAAACGGUUCCAUCAGAAACAGGACCUAGACAUGUUCAGAUACAAAGAUGGCCUCGUCGAAGGCACCCCCGAGGAAUGCCUCCAGCAUUUCCUGAUUUACUGUGGGAUGAUAAACCCAUCCUGGUCAGAGCUUCGGAACUUUGCCUGCGUCCUGAACCAUCAGCUCCGAGAUUGCGAGGACUCCGACUUCUGCAACCCGGAGGUUAUCAGGGACACGCUGGUGGGCUUCAGGACCUUCGUGGUGGCCUUCAUGAUCCUGAUGGCGAGAGAUUUCGCCACACCUACGCUCCAGAUGUUGGAUGAGAGCCCAGGGAAGCACAUGGUCACCAUGGAUGGGGCCACGGAAGAAGAUCUAGCCCCUUUCUCUCUCCGAAAGAGGUGGGAGUCAGAGGCCCAUCCCUACGUGUUCUUCAACAGCGACCACACGUGCAUGACAUUCAUAGGCUUCCAUUUCCAGCUCAACACGAACGGCAGCCUCGACGCCAUCAAUCUCUUGAGUCGGGAGGUGAUCAAGAAGGAGGUCAUGACAGUGGAGCUGUACCAGGCGCUGUUGCUUCAGGGGGUGCCCUUCAAUGUUGACUUUGAUAAGCUGCCCAGACAUGAGAAACUCGAGAAGCUCUGCCUGGCCUUAGGGAUCCAGCAGGCCAUCGACCCCGAUGAAACAUACGAGCUGACCACUGACAACAUGCUGAAGAUCCUCGCCAUCGAGAUGCGCUUCCGGUGCGGGAUCCCCGUCAUCGUCAUGGGAGAGACCGGCUGCGGGAAAACCAGGCUCAUCAAGUUCCUUAGCGACCUGCGGCGAGGGGCUGUCAGGGCCGAAACCAUGAAGCUGGUCAAGGUCCACGGAGGAACCACCGCAGACAUGAUCUACUCCAAAGUCAGGGAGGCAGAGGAACUUGCGCGCUUCAAUAAGGACCACUACGAGCUGGACACCAUCUUGUUCUUCGAUGAAGCCAACACGACGGAGGCCGUAAGCUGCAUCAAAGAGGUCCUGUGCGACCGUACGGUGGGCGGCCAGCCUCUGGCCGAGCGCUCUGGCUUGCACAUCAUAGCGGCCUGCAACCCUUACCGGAAGCACUCGCAGGAGUUGAUCUGCCGCUUGGAGUCGGCUGGCCUGGGGUACAGGGUGCGUGCAGAGGAGACGGCGGACCGGCUCGGCUCCAUCCCCCUGCGGCAGCUCGUGUACCGGGUCCACGCCCUGCCGUCGAGCCUGAUCCCUCUGGUGUGGGACUUCGGGCAGCUGAAUGACACGGCAGAGAAGCUCUACAUCCAGCAGAUCGUGCAGAGGCUGGUGGAUUCCGUCGGGAUAGAGGAGAACGAGAUGCGCGUGAUCGCAGACGUGCUCUCCGCCUCCCAGGGCUUCAUGCGGGGGAGAGGCGACGAGUGCAGCUUCGUCAGCCUCAGGGACGUGGAGCGCUGCGUCAGGGUGUUCAGGUGGUUCUACGACCACAGCGAGAUGCUCUUGUCCAGGCUGGACUCCUUCCUCUGCGAGUCCCCUGUCGGCAAAGGCAGCCUGGAGAGAAACCCUGUCCUCUGGUCUCUGGUGCUGGCCAUCGGGGUGUGUUACCACGCCUCUCUAGAAAAGAAGGACUCCUAUCGGACAGCCAUUUGCAGGUUUCUCCCAGAACCGUAUAACGACAGCAAGGUUAUCCUGGACGAGAUAACUCGAAUGCAGGAUCUUUUCCUGAGUGGUGUAUCUCUGAGGAAAACCAUCGCCAAGAACUUGGCCUUGAAGGAGAACGUCUUCAUGAUGGUCAUCUGCAUCGAGCUUAAGAUUCCUCUCUUCUUGGUGGGGAAGCCCGGCAGCUCCAAAUCUCUCGCCAAGACCAUCGUGGCGGAUGCUAUGCAGGGCCAGGCCGCCCACUCGGACCUCUUCCGGAGCCUGAAGCAGGUGCACCUGGUGUCGUUCCAGUGCAGCCCGCACUCCACCCCUCAGGGCAUCAUAGGCACCUUCAGGCAGUGCGCCCGCUUCCAGCAGGGGAAGGACCUGCAGCAGUAUGUGUCCGUGGUGGUGUUAGACGAGGUGGGGCUGGCGGAAGACUCCCCAAAGAUGCCGCUGAAGGCCCUGCACCCUCUGCUGGAGGACGGGUGCAUCGAGGACAACCCCGACCCCCACAAGAAAGUUGGCUUCAUAGGUAUUUCCAACUGGGCCCUGGACCCCGCCAAGAUGAACCGGGGCAUUUUCGUGUCGCGUGGCAGUCCCAGUGAGGAGGAGCUCAUAGAGAGCGCCAGGGGCAUCUGCUCUUCAGAGCCCCUAGUUCAAGAGAGAGUCCAAGGGUACUUUGCAGCCUUUGCCAAAGCCUAUGAGAAGGUGUGUGAGCGCCAGGACAAGGAGUUCUUUGGGCUCCGUGACUACUACAGCCUCAUCAAGAUGGUCUUUGCCGUGGCCAGAGCUUCUCACGAAGAGCCUUCCCCGCAGGACGUUGCCCAGGCUGUGCUGCGGAACUUCAGUGGCAAAGACGACAUCCACGCUCUGGACAUUUUCACAGCCAGCUUGCCCGAGGCGAGGUGCUCGGAGGACAUCAGCACCUUGCAGCUGAUCGAGCAGAACAUGUACGGUGACCGUCAGCAGGCGGCUGGCGGGGAGCCGGACGGCACCGAGUCCCGCUACUUGCUGGUGCUCACCAGGAACUACGUGGCCCUGCAGAUCCUGCAGCAGGCGUUCUUCGGUGAGGACCAGCAGCCAGAGAUCAUUUUUGGUUCCAGUUUUCCCAGGGACCAAGAGUACACCCAGAUCUGCAGAAACAUCAACCGAGUGAAAAUCUGCAUGGAAACGGGCAAGAUGGUGGUGCUGCUCAACCUGCACAGCCUCUACGAGAGCCUGUACGAUGCGCUCAAUCAGUACUACGUCUACCUCGGGGGUCAGAAGUACGUGGACCUCGGCCUGGGCACCCACCGGGUCAAAUGUCGGGUUCACCCGGACUUCCGCCUGGUAGUCAUCGAAGAGAAGGAUGUUGUCUACAGGCAUUUCCCCGUCCCCCUCAUCAACCGGCUCGAGAAGCACUAUCUGGAUAUCAACACCGUUUUGGAGAAAUGGCAGAAAAAUAUCGUGGAAGAGCUCAAGAUCUGGGUGGACAAGUUCGUAGAUGUGAACGCGGGGCGGUUUCUGGGCAGACACAGGUACAGCCCGUCUGACGUCUUCAUCGGCUUCCACUCGGAUGCCUGUGCCUCCGUGACGCUCCAGGUCACAGAGAGGCUGGACUGCGGGGUGCUGACCCAUGACCUCUACCAGAAGGUGUCUGAGGCCGCCAAACUGGGCCUGCUGGCCUGCGCCACGCCGGACGCGGUGGUCCGGCUGAGCGCCUCCUCCCUGGGCCUGUUUGCCGCGCAGUCCCUGUCCCGGGAAUACUAUCACAGGCAGCAUCACAACUCCUUCGCGGACUUCCUGCAGGCCCAGCUGCGCACGCUGGGACCGGGGCGCCACGUCGUCUUCACCGAGAUCACCACAUUCUCCAGACUGCUAACCAGUUGUGACUGUGAAAUCUUAGAAUCGGAGAUAAAGGGCAGGGCUCUGAAACUCUCCGUCCUGUCGCUGCAGCUGUUCUACACGGAGUACUCCUUCCUCAGGGGAGUCCGAGACUGCUUAACUAACACAGCCAAGUGUAAAGUCCUCAUUAUUCAAACAGAUUUUGAAGACGGGGUUCGUAGCGCUCAGCUUAUCGCCUCAGCUAAGUAUUCUGCCAUAAAUGAAAUCAAUAAGAUAGAAGAAAACCAGGACUGUAUUUUAGUCUAUUUCAUCACAAAACUGUCGCGGAUGGGAAGUGGCACAUCCUACGUGGGAUUCCAUGGAGGGCUGUGGCAGUCUGUGCACAUCGAUGACCUCCGGAGGUCCACCAUCAUGGUGUCCAACGUGACCAAGCUGCAGGACGUGGCCAUCAGCCAGCUGUUUAAGCCAGAAGGCAUGCCUGAGCUGGAGAUGCCCGGGCCCAGAGGUCAGUGUGAGGAGCUAAUGGAAACAGAGCCCAACAGAUCAGGGGACACGGCGGAGGAGGAAAUGGAGACAGGAGGUCCUGAGGCUCUGGGGAGCGGGCCCUGUGAGCUGGGGGAAGGCGACAUGGCACAGAUUGUGGACACCACCACCCUCCUAAGAAGCUGCAUACAAAGUGCCGUGGGCAUGCUCAGGGAUCAGAGCAAGAGCUGCCAGCGCAACAUGAAGCGGGUCGAGAUCCUGCUUGGCCUCCUAACCGAAGAGGACGAGUUUAAAGCCACGUUCUUACGGGUGUCCAAGAUGCGCCUCUAUGUCCUCUUAACGAAGCAAGAAGAGAGCUACAUCUGCAACAUGAAGGAGUGGGUGGUGAGAGAAGCCUUGAACCUGGACGCUCUCCAGGAGGCCGGCACCUUCAGGCACACCCUCUGGAAGCGGAUCCAGGGCGCCGUGACCCCUCUCCUGGCGAGCAUCAUAUCCUUCAUCGACAGAGAUGGCAACCUGGAGCUGCUGACCAGGCCAGGUGCCCCAUCCUGGGUACGGCCUCUGUGGAUGUUCAUUUUUCGUGACACUAAGCUUCUGAACAUUCCUCUUGUGGCGAAUGAUACCAGCAGAUCCAGAGGUGAGAUGCCGUACAUCAUGGUGCAGAGCCACAUGAACCUCUCCUGGGACACCUGCAGCAGCGUCCCGUUUAGCUGGAGAAUCAGGGACUAUUUGGAGGAGCUGUGGAUCCAGGCUCAGUACAUCACAGGGGCUGAAGGGCAGUUCAGCAAGUUGGUGGAAAUCUUCCAGCAGACCCCGCUGGGCAGCUUUCUCGCCCAGCUCGGUGCACAGCAGCAGGCAGAGCUGCUCCAGGGCUACUUGCAGGACUUCCUUCUGCUGACCGUGACAGUGUCCUCUCAGAAGGAGCUGCUGGUUUUGCACAUGGCUCUGUCGUCCUGCAUCAAUCAGUUAAAGGCGGAGCAGCCAGAGCAGGAGCUUUCUUUACCAUGGGUGCACCUGGCCUACCAGCAUUUCAGGAGCCGGCUGCAGAACUUCUCCAGAAUCCUGACUAUCUGUCCCCAAAUUCCACAGGCUCUGUUCAGCCCGGAAACCUUACACGACUAUGGCUCUGGACAUGAGUUGAUUCUGGACAUCUAUGUAGCCAUGGCUUGUGCUGAAAUGCUGAUCAGAGACAUCCUGAAGCCCAGUCCCCAGGCCUGGCUGCAGCUCGUGAAGAGACUCGCCAUGCCGAUGGAGCUCCUCUGCUCGGAUGGGUACACGCAGGGCAGCAGGAGCAGGGCCACAGCCAUCAUCGGGGAAGUCAGAACCCACUGGAAUCGUAUUUUUUCCAUCGCUCUUUUUGUGGAGCAUGUGCUCCUGGGGACCGAGAGCCAGCUUCCCGAGCUGCGCCCGCUGGUCACCGAGUACGUCUUCCUGCUGAGCAAGUGUCUGGAGGAGAACUCUGACAUCAAGACCCACAGGCCUUUUGUGGCGGUGAUGACCACUCUUUGUAAGUGUAAGGACCAGGCCAGCAGGACCUUCUCCAGGUUUGGGGUUCAGCCAUGCCCCAUCUGCCUGGAAGACGCCCAGGAUCCUGUCUGCCUGCCCUGUGACCACGUGCACUGCCUGCGUUGCAUGAAAACCUUGCUCACCCAAGGGGACACGAGGUGCACCCUGUGUUUAGCUGACUUGCCAGAAAAUUUCUCUCCAGUGGUUUCCCAAGAGCACAGGAAUGCCAUUGAGAAGCACUCCUGCUUCCGACAGCUGUGCAACAGUUUCUUCGUGGACCUCGUUUCCACUGUGUGCUUCAAAGAUAACUCCCCACCGCAGAAGAGUGUGGUUGAUGAUCUGCUCUCUUUACUCUUUGUAAAAAAGGAGUUCUUAAGAGAUGCUUCCCAAAGGUACCGUGAACACACAAAAUCUCUCUCCCCUUUCGACGACGUCGUGGAUAGGACCCCUGUCAUCCGCUCCGUGGUCCUGAAGCUGCUUUUGAAGUACAGUUUCCAUGAAGUAAAAGAUUAUAUUCAGACUUACUUGUCCCUGUUAGAAGAGAAGGCGUGCAUAACUGAAGAUAAAAGUGAACUGUACCUGCUCGUCACCAACUGCCUGGAGGAUUCCAUGCAUGAGAAGAACACUGCCCUCUCUGCAAGCGCUGGGCUGAGACGGCUGAGGGAGGAAGGCCAGUUCCUCAGAACGUACGCCUCCAUGAGGCUGGGCCGGGAGCCUGCCUGCCAGGCCUCUGUGGAGCACCUGCAGGACGUGGCCAGGAUCCGCCUCUGCCUGGACAGGGCUUCUGACUUCCUCUCUGAGCUUCAGGAAGGCUCCGCAGAGAUGGCUGAGGAGAAGCGGUCCUACCUGGGGCAGGUGCGGUACUUCUGCACCGAGGCCGGGAACGACUGGUUCCGCGUGUACCUGGUCAGGAAGCUCACCAGCCAGCAGGGGAUGGAGUGUGUGCAGAGCUUCUCCAGACAGGGCCACCCAGCCCAGUGGGUGUUUCCCAAGGAGGUCAUUGCCCAGCAGAAGGACUACCCGGGCCAGAUGGAUCGAUUCCUGGUGCAUGGAGAUGAAUACAAAGCCCUUCGUGACGCAGUGGGCAAAGCCGUCCUGGAAUGCAAGCCCCUGGCGAUCGUCACUGCUCUGGAGGCCAGCUCCUGCCCGCUACAGGCAGCCCACUUGCUGCUGGCGCUCUUCCGGGAGGUGACGGUCCUGUUCCGAUCCCCGAAUGCGCAUCUCCAUCCUAAGCCGGAGCAAUGUGAGGCCCUGAACAGAUUCAUCGAAGAGAGCGAGAUCCUUUCUCCUCCUGACAUCAGACUUUUUGCGACAUCCCUCGUGUCCAAUACUCUGCCGCUGCUGAUGGGCCCCAGGGAGGGCGGCCUUGAAGGGGCGGUGACAGAGAUGGCUGUUCAUGCCGCCAUCGUCCUCCUCUGCGGGAAGGGCGGAGUCCUAGAGCCCCUGAGGAAUCUGGCCUUCUUCCCAGACAGCAUGGCGGAAGCUUUUCUCCCCACAAUGCCUGAAGACCUGCUGGCUCAAGCCGCACAUUGGACGGGUCUUGAAGGAGUCCGCUGGUACACGUGUCCCAACGGCCACCCGUGCUCCGUGGGGGAGUGUGGCCUGCCGAUGGAACAGAGCUUCUGUGUUGACUGCCACGCGCCCAUUGGAGGAACUGAUCACAAACCUCUUGAUGAGUUUCAUCUUAUCGACAAUGGCGCAGACAGAACUCAGACCGGCCACGUGCUGGGGUACCCGCAGCGCAGAGGCGAGGCAGUGGUGUCUGACCGGCAGCUGUCCCCGGCCGCCUUCCUCGUCCUGCGGCUGCUCACUCAUUUGGCUAUGCUUUGGGGAGCUGCUCAGAACCACCAAGCUCUGGUAAACAUCAUCAAGCCUCCAGUGAGAGAUCCGAAGGAGUUUCUGCAGCUGCACAUCCACAGGAACCUGGAGCACUUGGCAAAGACGCUGGGGAGGAGCGCGGACGAGAGCAUCAGCGCGGUGCACGUCGUCCUGUGCGGCCUCCUCCGGGGGCAGCAGCAGCGCCCCGACCAGUGCCCUGUAAAGUUGGACCCAACUCUGUCGACCAAAGAAAUGAGAAACACCUGGGAGAAGCUUGUUUCGCGCAUUCUCUUACCUGAGCUCCAGAAUCUCGAUAAGACCCUCCUCAUGGUGAAUACUCGAAUCAGCCAAGAUGAGCGCAUCAGUUCCGACCCUGUGGCCAAAAUCAUAUUCGGUGACCCAGUGUCCUUCCUGCCCCACCUGCCCCGGGGUAGCAUGGUUCACAGCUCUAAGAUGUGGGCCUGCAGGCAGAGGGUCACCUUGGAGCACCUCCAGCACAUCGUGGAGCAGAGAAACGGCAAGGAGACCGUGCCUGUUCUUUGGAAGUUCCUACAGAAGGAAGCAGAACUGAGGCUGGUGAAAUUCUUGCCAGAGAUUUUGGCCCUGCAAAGGAGUCUUGUGGAACAAUUCCAGAAUGUUUCAGAAGUUGAAUACCAAUCUAUCCGAGGUUUUAUCAGAAGCCAAAAUUCAGAUGGGCUGAAGAAGUUACUCCACAACAGAAUCUCCGUCUUUCUGUCGACAUGGAACAAACUGAGAAGAUCACUGGAGACCAGCGGUGAGAUCAAGCUGCCUAAAGAAUACUGCAGCACAGACUUGGAUCUGGACGCUGACUUCGAGGUCAUUCUGCCGCGUCGCCGGGACCUGGGCCUCUGCUCCACUGCCUUAGUCAGCUACCUGAUUGCCCUGCACAACGAAAUGGUCUACACAGUGGAAAAGUUCUCCAAUGAGAACAACAGCUAUUCCAUCGAUACCUCUGAGGUCACUGACCUUCAUGUCAUCAGUUACGAGGUAGAGCGGGACCUGAAUCCACUGGUUCUCUCCAACUGCCAGUAUAAAGUAGAGCAAGGCGGCGAAACCCUGCAGGAGUUUGACCUGGAGAAGAUCCAGCGGCAGCUCACCAGCCGGUUCCUGCUGGGCAAGCCCAGGAUAACCCUCAAGGGAAUACCCACUCUGGUGUACAGACGUGACUGGAACUACGAGCACCUCUUUGUGGACAUCAAGAACAAGAUGCCGCAGAACUCUCUCCCCAACUCGGCUGUCAGCACCAUCAGUGGACAGCUGCCAUCCUACAGCGAUGCCUGUGAAGCCCUGUCUGUCAUAGAGAUCACUUUGGGGUUUCUGAGCACAGCUGGCGGGGAUCCCAACAUGCACUUGAACGAGUAUAUCCAAGACAUGCUGCAGAUGGACAGCCAGACAAUGCUGGUGUUAAAGGCCUUAAGCUGGUGCCAGUUAAAACACACGAUCGCCCUCUGGCAGCUCCUCUCUGCCCACAGAUCUGAACAGCUGCUCCGGCUGAACAAAGAACCAUUUCGCGAAAUCAAGUCAAGGUACAAAGCUGAUCUCAGCCCGGAAAACGCCAAGCUCCUCAGAACUUUCCUGCAUCAGACGAGCCUGGAUGCCUUCCUCCUGGAGCUCCAUGAGAUGAUGAUCUUGAAGCUGAAGAGCCCCCAGACCGAGGGGAGCUUCAACCCCGAGUGGAGCCUGAGAGACACUCUAGUAAGUUACAUGGAAACCAAAGACAGUGACAUUCUCCCCGAGAUGGAGUCUCGGUUCCCAGAGGACAUACCACUCUCCAACUGUGUCUCUGUAUGGAAAAUGGCUGCCGAACUGAAACGGGAUCGGCAAGUCAGAUAGAACUGUUUACAUGGCGCUGCCUCUGCCCGGGGCUUGGGCUCCUCCCAGCACCAAGUUCAAGACCAGUACGUGCUGUGCCAGCUGACAGCUUCUGGAGAACCAAGCCGUUUCAAGAACUGCGCCCUCACACGGUGGGCGCUGUGCGCUGGGAGGCCUGAGGAUGACAUGGACCUGGCACAAGCCGCCAUCCUUUACGGCCGGGACACGGUACCCACGGGCUUCCAGCGUCAUGUGUGGCCGCCGAGCUUCUGAACUUGCACGUGCCCAGCUACCAGGCCCUUCUUCCUCAGACUCCCGCACAGCGAGUGAAGGAAAACGAGUAAUUUUUGCUUUUUUUUUCCCAACUUACUCUGCAUUCAAAGAAGAGAAUCUGGCUUGCUUCUUUCUUCCAUUCCUGUACACUCGAAUAUUGAACACAAAUUUCUUGUUGCCAAGAAGCUGUGAAAAGUGCCAGGCUUUUUGUUUUCCCACCGACACCAGGCAAGGCCCUCCGAGAGCCUGGAGGCCACACGGAUGAGGCCUCGCCCAGGCCCCUCGAGUCCCUGCCGGGUGUCAGGAGCCGGAGCCCCAGAGCUCUCACCGUGAAGAGCACUGGGCUGCAAGUCAGGGGCACUUUGUGGGUCUCUAGUUUCCAUCUAUAAAACGAAGGGACAGAUUGAUGACCAGAUUUCCUUCUAGUAUUUCUAAGUUCUGAAUCAAUGUAAACUGGAGUCAGUGGUCCGGGUCUGCCAUUUCCGUGGGAAGACUUUGACAUGUGGCCUUCGUGUGAUCUUGAUCUCGUCCUUGGGUCUCAGCCAAGGCAUUAAAAACAGACGGCAACACCAGUUAACAAAGGAGAAAGAGUAGUUAGCAAGGUCUGAUCUCAUGCUGCUUCUCUUGCUGAUGCUUUGUCUUUUUUUUGAACUGCCUGAGUACUUUGAUCUCUGGGCUGACUCCUGUUCCUGGAUAGCUUGGUGCCAUUGGCACUGAGACUGUUCACAAGUCAGAGGCACCAUCUUUAAUACACUUAACAAAGGAGUUCAUGACCCAGUGACCUGAAAUUGGACCCAUGGUGUGAGAGCUACAAAACCAGAAAAUGCUCCCCAAGAACACCACCGCCCUCUUGAGCACCACUGGAGGGAGCUGCAGGAGGCACACUCCCUUCUCCUCAGGUUGAUGCAGGCAAGUGCUGAGACCCUGGCCAACGCAGCAGUCAUUCAGGGCAGCACCCACUUGCAUCCGGUAAUCUAUGAGUCUAUCAUUCCAGGCUAUGCAGAGGCGCUCCCCCACUGACCCUGGCAUCCAGGAUUGCCCACUCAGCGGACUGCCUGUUCUAGGUUUCCACUUGCACUUGGUACUCCCGAUACCUCAGAGCUGGGAUGGAGCGGGCAUGGCCGUCAGGUGCUGCUCUGGUCCCUCCCUGUCCACACCUUAGCAGGUGGAGGUCAGGUGUCAGUCUCCUGCUGUGAAAAGAUUUUUUUUUUUUUUGGUCUGGGAAUUUUCUUCCCUCACUUUUAUGAAGAGUUUUCUAAUUAAGAUACUUUGUUUUGUAUGCUCUGUUUUCAAAGCCUUAACUGUCAGAUCUUGCUUUACCUGGUUUGUACAAGAAUACAUUGGCCUAACAGGCAAAGGAAGAUUUCUUAUACUUGGCAUUCCUGUUUUAAUAAACUUGAGUUUUGCUUCUAAA
Molecule: messenger RNA, 18409 nt
Organism: Manis pentadactyla (Chinese pangolin)
Lineage: Eukaryota; Metazoa; Chordata; Mammalia; Pholidota; Manidae
Gene: RNF213
Product: ring finger protein 213
Exons: 68
Coding region: 1252-16743 (5163 amino acids)
Biological process (GO): negative regulation of non-canonical Wnt signaling pathway; ubiquitin-dependent protein catabolic process; sprouting angiogenesis
Cellular component (GO): nucleolus; membrane; cytosol
Molecular function (GO): metal ion binding; ubiquitin-protein transferase activity; ATP hydrolysis activity
Source: RefSeq, a predicted model, not a curated record